Apodemus sylvaticus (European woodmouse) is the source of this 735-nucleotide messenger RNA. Its product is annotated as E3 ubiquitin-protein ligase TRIM52-like. Lineage: Eukaryota; Metazoa; Chordata; Mammalia; Rodentia; Muridae. The record is from RefSeq and is a predicted model, not a curated record. The coding region runs from base 31 to 672 and encodes 213 amino acids. The transcript has a single exon.
CUCAGUUUCUGAGGACCUUUGUGCUCUAAGAUGGCCAACGCUACAGGGCCUUCCAGCACUAUGCAGUCACUUCGGAAAGAAGCAGUGUGUACCAUCUGUAUGGAUUAUUUUAAGGACCCUGUGUCCAUUGGCUGUGGGCACAAUUUCUGCAGAGAGUGUGUGACCCAGUUGUGGGGCAACGACGAUGAACAGGACCGGGAACAGCCUGCUGCAGCGGGUCAAGUCGUUAGAGAGGCUUUGUUUCCUAGGCACCCAGAACAGGAGGUGCUUGAGUACAGACCUGGACACUGGAUUGGUCUUAACCGUAGAAGGCAUCAGAGCAGUGCAGACUCUGUGUGGGAUGAAGAGGAAGAAGACUGGAACAGUUUUCGAGGAUUGGUACGUGACCUGAGAAUUAGGGUUUUACCAGAAGAAAGAGGUGAACACCUCCAUGAUGGUCACCCCUAUGGGCGCCACCGCCACCAUCCAGGCUUCCGCCGUGGCCCCCCACAUCCAUCGGUGCGUCGUCGGCAGCGCCGUCUAGAAGACCGAGUACGUUCUCCAACUCGUCCCACACCACAGGUCUUCAGCUGCCCACAAUGCCAAAGGGCUUUUCCAAGGCGCAGUUUUCGACCCAAUUUGCAGCUUGCCAACAUGGUCCAUAUAAUUCGCCAGAUUUGCCAUACUCCAUGAAAUUAUCAACGCAUGUGCUCCAAAUAUGAGGAAACCCUGGAGCUCUUCAGUGAGGUGGAUAAA